Drosophila takahashii is the source of this 874-nucleotide messenger RNA. Its product is annotated as protein lifeguard 3. The record is from RefSeq and is a predicted model, not a curated record. Lineage: Eukaryota; Metazoa; Arthropoda; Insecta; Diptera; Drosophilidae.
ACAAAAACACACCAGCACACAGCUAACAAUGGCAGACAUUCCGGAAAAAAGUGAAUAUUACAAAAGGGAAAGACGGAAAUUCGCCUUGACCACCUACAUUCUGACCGCAAUAUUUUUGAUCGUGGCGCUGUUACAGUGGGUUCUUUUCUCCUUUGUAGGCUUCUUACGAUUAUUUUUUAUUGCAUACUAUUGGGUGAGCUGUAUUUUCUUUGGAUUGGGCCUAAUACUCCUCGUUAUUUUCAUUUUCUUUGAGGCAUUGCGCUUUAAUAAAAUGUUCAACUGGUUGUUUGCUGUGCUUAUUUUCGAAUGCAUUGUACUCGGAAUGGCAGCGUUGGUUGUUCGCCAUUAUAAGUAUCAAUUCCUUUUCGCGUUCCUUCUAUGGACCCUGGCUUUGGCUCUUUUCAUUGUGUGCGGUUCCUGUCUACCGCUUGAUCUGACCUUGAAUGUCGUUGUGCUAUUUGUCCUCGCUGUGGUUUCCAUUAUUGGUGCUAUAUACUUUGUGAUGCUUUAUAUCGUGGCCAAUGUCCCAUAUUCUUUUAUAGUUGCUAGGUGCUUCAUCGUCAUCAGCAUCUUGAUGUUUGUCAUGUAUCACGCGCAGAUUAUCAACGGUGGAAGGUUUGCUGAGAUGCGCACGAAGGACUAUUUCCUGGCAGCCAUCAUUUUAUUUCUCGAUUUCCUGCUUCUCUUCCUUUUCUCCUUUCAAAUGGCGCCAAAAUGGUCGGAUUUUUGUGAUCGCGAAAGGAAGAACAACUUGGCACUGUUUAAAGAAACAACUACAACUACGCCUCAUCCCAUUCUUUGGUGGAAUACGUAUACAUGGAGCUGGACGCCGGAUCUUGACUUGGAAACCACCACUGAAGAAUACACCACCUAA